Auanema sp. JU1783 is the source of this 1461-nucleotide messenger RNA. NCBI's taxonomy places the organism in Eukaryota, Metazoa, Nematoda, Chromadorea, Rhabditida, Rhabditidae. The record is from the annotation of a GenBank genome assembly.
AUGAAGUAUUUGAUUCUUCUGUCGGCCGUUGCCUUGGCUGUUUCAGCUGGAGGAGAUGUCUUGGAGUACACUGACAGCAACUUCGAGGAUAUGAUCAAGCAACACGAGGUUGCUCUUGUCAAGUUCUACGCUCCAUGGUGCGGUCACUGUAAGAAAAUGGCUCCAGAAUACGAUGCUGCUUCUGCUAAGUUGAAGAAUAACGAUCCCUCUGUAGCUCUUGUGAAGGUUGAUUGUACCACCGAAAAGGAAGUCUGUGACAAAUACCAAGUCAAGGGAUUCCCAACCCUCAAAAUCUUCCGUCAUGGAGCUGUUGCUCAAGAGUACGAUGGACCAAGAGAUGCUGCUGGUAUGGUUAAGUACAUGAGAGGACAAACUGGACCAUCCGCCAAGGAACUUAAGAGCGUCCAAGACUUCCAGAAAUUCACUUCUACUGAUGAGACCGUUGUCAUCGGAUUCUUCGAAGGAGAGAGCAAACUCAAGGAUUCUUUCCUCAAGGUUGCUGAUACUGAGAGAGAUCGUUUCACAUUCGCUUACACUGCUAACCCAGAAGUUCUCAAGGCUGCUGGAUAUUCUGAUGAUAUCGUUGUCUUCGCCCCCAAGAAGCUUGCCACCAAAUUUGAGAGUAACGAGUACAAGUACGAUGGAAACUACGACACUGACAAAAUCAAGCAUUUCCUCGUUCACGAGACUGUUGGAUUAGCCGGAAUUAGAACUCAAGGAAACCUCUUCCAAUUCGAAUUCAAGCCAAUGGUUGUCGUUUACUACAAUGUUGACUACGUCAAGGACCCUAAGGGAUCUAACUACUGGAGAAACAGAGUCUUGAAGGUUGCUCAAGACUUCAAGAGAAAGGUUCAAUUCGCUGUUUCCAACAAGGAAGAGUUCGCUCAAGAAAUCGAAACCCAAGGAUUAGGAGAGAGAAAAGACUCUGACAAGCCAAUCGUUGCUAUGAUCACCAACGACGGAAAAUUCCCCAUGGAUACCGAGUUCAGCAUUGAUAACCUCAAGGCCUUCGUCUCAACUGUUCUCGCCGGAAAUGCCGAGCCAUACAUGAAGUCCGAGCCUGUCCCAGAAGAACAAGGAGAUGUUAAGGUCGCCGUCGGAAAGAACUUCAAGGAACUCAUCCUCGACUCUGACAAGGAUGUUCUCAUCGAGUUCUACGCUCCAUGGUGCGGACACUGCAAGACUCUUGCCCCCAAGUACGAGGAACUCGCCGCUAAGUUGAGCAGUGAAGACGUUAUCAUCGCCAAGAUGGAUGCUACUGCCAAUGAUGUCCCACCACUUUUCGAAGUCAGAGGAUUCCCAACUCUCUUCUGGUUGCCAAAGAACGACAAAUCUAACCCUGUGCCAUACAACGGAGGACGCGAAGUUAAGGAUUUCGUCAACUUCAUCGCUAAGCGUUCCACUGACGGUCUCAACGGAUUCGGAAGAGACGGAAAGAAGAAGAAGAAGACUGAGUUGUAA